Molecule: messenger RNA, 851 nt
Organism: Aquila chrysaetos chrysaetos
Lineage: Eukaryota; Metazoa; Chordata; Aves; Accipitriformes; Accipitridae
Gene: CIMAP3
Product: primary cilia formation
Exons: 6
Coding region: 2-598 (198 amino acids)
Biological process (GO): regulation of cell projection organization
Cellular component (GO): ciliary basal body
Molecular function (GO): cytoskeletal protein binding
Source: RefSeq, a predicted model, not a curated record
CAUGGCAGUGGAGUGGGAGCCGAGAGAUGUGCAGAAGCGGAUCUCAUUUGGGUCAUGUCAAGAGCGGAAAAUGUUCCCUCUCCACCACGCCCCAGACAGGCUGGGAAUCCAGCUGAUAGCUAUCAAGGGAGACCCUUUGCUCGGGCCAGGCCGUUACCUGAGUCAAGAGAGAAGCAGCCUCAGACACUCUUUGGAAAACAAACCACUGAGCAAGAAAGGCUAUGUGAUAGGAGCAAGAACAGCCCAGCGUUUCAUACCAGAGCCACAGACUGUGACUCCCAGCCCAGCAACGUACCAGUCAUUCUGGAUGAAAGAGAGAAAAUGCCAGCCUGCCUAUGCUCCAUUUUCCAUUAAGACACCACGAUUUCCAGAUAAGCCUUCAGAUAAAGAAUUAUUCCCUGGACCUGGAACUUACAAAGCAGACAAGCAAUUACACAAAAAAAUCACUUGGCCGAUGAAGUUUGGCUCUCCAGACUGGUCUUUAGUGCCAAUGCCAGCAAAGAGGAUGCUAAAAAUGGAGGUACAGAAGCUGACCAUAGACAGAGAAUUCAGGAAACACCGGGACCGAGUGGCCUACCUGAGUUUAUACUACAGCUGAGGAGCCAGGGCUGCCGCCACACGUCCUCCCCUUCCAGCGGGACAGCUCAGGCCUCGCCUCCGCUUCCCGGCCACUUGUGGAGACCUUCAUCUGCACUACCCAGCCUCUCCAAAUAAAACCAUUUCAAAAAGAGGGAUUUCUUGCCACUAAUUGUGCUUACCUGGUAUCACACAAGGUGUCUACUGCCUCUGCGGGUGUUUGGGUGCUGCUGGGUCUGGGGCACAGCACCCCCUCGGCCCAGGCGGGGCUGGCG